AUGCAGCGCCAGCGCUGCCGCCGCCGGGCAGGCGCUCCGCCGCGCCCCGAGCUGCCGCUGGGCCUCUGGCUGCUCAAGCACACCCAGCGCAUCGUCGCGGCCACCGCCGCCGGCGCACUCGUCCACCUCCGCUGCAGCAGCCACAGCGUCUACUACCUCACUGCCGCGCUCGCCACCGCCCUCCUCGCCAAGGCACUCAAGCAGCUCAUCCGCCAGCCGCGCCCCCAGCACGCCAAUACGUGCCAGCCGCCGACGCAUGGCAUGCCCUCAACACAUAGCGCCACAAUCACCUUCAUGGGCCUCUACCUGGUCCUUGGCGCACGCGGCACCAUCCCCGCCGCCGCCACGGCGCUCGGCCUGCUUCUCCCGCCGGCGGUGAUGUGGUCGCGUGUGCACCUCGGCUUGCACACGCCCACGCAGACACUCGCGGGCGCCGCGCUCGGCGCGUCCACCGCCGCCGCCGCCUUCCUCCUCUGGCAUGGUGGCGGCUCGGCAUACACUACUGGCGUCCGCGACGCCGUCGUGCGGCGCGUCGAUCCACUCGUGCGCAGCGUGCACGCCCGCGCAGGCCGCGGGCAUGCACACGCGCUGUAG
Molecule: messenger RNA, 594 nt
Organism: Tilletiaria anomala UBC 951
Lineage: Eukaryota; Fungi; Basidiomycota; Exobasidiomycetes; Georgefischeriales; Tilletiariaceae
Product: PAP2-domain-containing protein
Exons: 2
Coding region: 1-594 (197 amino acids)
Molecular function (GO): sphingosine-1-phosphate phosphatase activity
Source: RefSeq, a predicted model, not a curated record